Gracilinanus agilis (Agile Gracile Mouse Opossum) is the source of this 1312-nucleotide messenger RNA. It is a transcript of the gene TMEM64, whose product is annotated as transmembrane protein 64. Lineage: Eukaryota; Metazoa; Chordata; Mammalia; Didelphimorphia; Didelphidae. The transcript has 3 exons. Bases 1 to 1155 code for a protein of 384 amino acids. The record is from RefSeq and is a predicted model, not a curated record.
AUGUGGAGCUCCGCUGGGAGCAUGCUCCAGUUGCUCCCCAAGCUCCUCAAGUACGCGGCUUUGCAGAGCCGGCGGCAGGAGCUGCUGACUCGCUGGGGCUCGCCGCGGGCAGGAGGAGGCGGCGACCCUGCGGACCGGCUCCCUCGGGGGGGCGGCAGCGGAGGCUGCGAGAGCUCUGGGGCCGCGGGCUCAUUGCUCAGCCCCUACCAGGAGCGCAACAGUUUGCAGUCGGACUUGGAGUUGCCCGCUGCGGGCAGCUCCUAUCCCGGGAACAGUACCAGCGGCAGCAGCGGCGGACCCGCCGCCGCUGCCUCUGCUACCGCCGAGGUGAGGACCUGGCGCUACUGCUGCCUCCUGGGCACCUGUUGGUGCAAAAGCUUCCUGCUGGUGUGCGCCCUGGCCGCCCUGUGCUUCUCCUCUCUGGCCCUGGUCCGCCACUACCUGCAGCAUCUCCUCCUGUGGGUCGAGAGCUUGGACAGCUUGCUGGGCGUGCUCCUCUUCAUGGUGGGUUUCAUUGUGGUCUCCUUCCCCUGUGGCUGGGGCUACAUAGUGCUGAACGUGGCCGCAGGCUACUUGUAUGGCUUUGUGCUCGGCAUGGGGCUCAUGGUGGUGGGGGUCCUCAUCGGCACCUUCAUCGCACACGUGGUCUGCAAGAAGCUGCUGGCCCACUGGGUGGCCUCCAAGAUCGAGGGCAGCGAGAAACUGAGCGCUGUCGUCCGAGUGGUGGAGGGGGGAAGCGGUCUCAAAGUGGUGGCCCUGGCCCGACUGACCCCGAUACCUUUUGGACUUCAGAAUGCAGUGUUUUCGAUUACAGAUCUUUCAUUACCCAACUAUCUGAUGGCAUCUUCAAUUGGACUGCUUCCUACUCAGCUCCUAAAUUCUUAUUUGGGUACCACCUUACGUACAAUGGAGGAUGUUAUUGCAGAACAGAGUUUUAGUGGCUAUUUUGUUUUUUGUUUACAGAUUGUUAUAAGUAUAGGCCUCAUGUUUUAUGUAGUACAUCGAGCUCAAGUGGAAUUGAAUGCAGCAAUUGUAGCAUGUGAAAUGGAACUGAAAACCUCUUUUGUUAAAGGCAAUAAACCAAACACCAGUGGCUCUUCAUUCUUCAACAAGAAGACCCUAGCAUUUUCUGGAGGUGGAAUCAAUAUUGUAUGAGCUUAGUAAAAAAAAUGUAUAUAAUUGUUAAGAACCUGAUGUGUUGCUAGAUUUCUAUAAAUCACUUCAGUAGUGGGCAGCCAGGUUAUGAAUUAAAAUUCAAGUUGUAUUAUGGCACAACCAACUGACCAGUUCUUAAAUUGCACAAUGGCUUUUU